AUGGGGGCUGCUGAGGUCUGCUGGGGUUGUCUUGCUUACCUUUUCCCCGCAGGAGGAAUACGUCCUGGUUUUGAGCUGAUCCUGACUGGAAAAAUUAAAAACACUAAAGCUCAUACAUCUGCCUCAAUUAUCUUAUGUGGGAAAAAUGAUUUCAUGUGUGAUGAGAUGCAACACUUUUUACAUGAUGCUGUUUGUGUGAAGAGAGUUUUAGAGUUAAAAUCCAUGGUUCCAGUUGGGGGUGCCAUAGAAGCAGCACUUUUCAUAUACUUUGAAAACUACAUGACCAGCAGGAAGUCUUGGGAAUAGCUUGCUAUCACAGAGUUUGAAAGAUCUCUUCUUGUUAUUCCUAAUACACUGGCAGUUGAUGUUGCACAAGACUCCACAGAUCUGGUUGCAAAAUUAAGAGCUUUCAUAAUGAAGCUCAAGUUAACCCAGAAUGUAAAAAAUCUAAAAUGGAUUGGUCUUGAUUUGAUCAAUGGUAAACCUCAAGACAACAAACAAGCAGGCAUGUUUGAACCAACCAUAGCUAAAGUUGAGUCGAAAUUUGCAACAGAAGCUGCAAUUACUAUUCUUCAAAUUGAUUAUCUUAUUAAAUUUCAUUCAGAAAGUAGAGAUAAUAUACAUGGAGAUUAUGAACAUGCUGUAUGCUCUGGAGACCUUUAUGACUAA
Messenger RNA from Galeopterus variegatus (Sunda flying lemur), 669 nucleotides. Its product is annotated as T-complex protein 1 subunit alpha-like. The record is from RefSeq and is a predicted model, not a curated record. Gene Ontology annotation, molecular function: ATP-dependent protein folding chaperone; ATP binding. Gene Ontology annotation, biological process: protein folding. Gene Ontology annotation, cellular component: chaperonin-containing T-complex. NCBI's taxonomy places the organism in Eukaryota, Metazoa, Chordata, Mammalia, Dermoptera, Cynocephalidae.